AUGUUCAUACUCUUCAGAAAACAUCUCUUCUCCUUCUCUCUUAUUAUCAUAUGCUUAACCAACACCACCACCUUAGCUCAGCCACCACCUUUCUUCCACCACAUAUGUGAGAACAAAGCUAACUACACCAUAAACAGUACGUACCAAAGAAACCUCGACACCGCCCUCUUGGCCCUCCCCACCACCAACUCCGGCUUCGGCUACUACAACUUCACUAUCGGCCAACUCAGCGACAGAGUCAUCUCCUUCGCUCUUUGUCGUGGUGAUAUCAAACCCGAUGCAUGCACAAAGUGUUUGAAUGACUCCAUCAUUAAGUUAAUAGAACUCUGCCCCAACCAAACAGAAGCUAUAGCAUAUUACGAGUCAUGCUUUUUGAAAUACUCCAACGAGACUGGAAAUACAAAUACUGUGAUUUUGGCGAGCCCCGUAAGUGUGGGUAAUGUUGAUCAGUUCAAUAGGGCUGUUAGAGAGUUGAUGGAUUAG
Molecule: messenger RNA, 483 nt
Organism: Helianthus annuus (common sunflower)
Lineage: Eukaryota; Viridiplantae; Streptophyta; Magnoliopsida; Asterales; Asteraceae
Product: cysteine-rich receptor-like protein kinase 10
Exons: 1
Coding region: 1-483 (160 amino acids)
Source: RefSeq, a predicted model, not a curated record